Molecule: messenger RNA, 1992 nt
Organism: Symbiodinium sp. CCMP2592
Lineage: Eukaryota; Dinophyceae; Suessiales; Symbiodiniaceae
Source: the annotation of a GenBank genome assembly
AUGGCAGACGCACAUUCAGAGAGACUGCUUCUCAAUGCAAAGGCUUGGCCUCCAGAGUCUUUGCAGCUUUUCCGCAAAGUCCUUCAGAAUGUCCUUGACAGUCCGCACGACCCCAAAUUUCGCAAGCUGAAGCUCAGCAAUGCCCGCAUCAAUGGGCUCCUCUCGGAGAGUGGAGCCCAGGAGGCAUUCCGCGCACUUGGCUGGAUCUCUACCGGAGAUGCUCUGGAGCUUCCUGCGACAGCCAGCUUGGACAUGACGACAGCGGUUCUGAAAGGCACGGAGCUGCAACCAGGUGAUCCCAUUGCCUUGACGGUCCUCCGCGGCGCUCUCAAAUCGAAGCUGGAGCUGCCUUGCAACACUCUCUUCAGUGGACUGGCUGCUGCCAUCGAGCAGAGCGAGCCCUUGGGCCGAAUUCCGCGGAAGAGACAACGGCUCUUGAUUGGAGUCCCGCCAAAGCCUUUGCAAGAAAGCUUCCCGCACUUCGCUUCCAUGACAAUCGCGGAGCUAGGCUUGAAAGCUUUUAAGCUAGAGGAUACCUGGGAGGAGAUGGUGGCUGAUCUACGUGCCACUCGUGCCAGCUUUGCAUCGCUGGCCUCUGUUCUGGCUUGCAAGAAGACGCUUCAGGACAACUUCGAAUUCUUGCUAGACUCUGCCAAAUCUUUGCUGAAAGCACGCGCGAUGGCUAUGGAUGCUGCUGAAUUGAGGGAUGCUCGCAGUGUUUUCAAAGUUCUCUGGCCACCGGGGGAUCCAAGCACGAGAGAUGCCAGGUUGGCACACUGUGCUGCUUGCACGCCCCUAGCAGCUCUCGCGAAGGAGGAGGACGGAUCAGCAAUCCAAUUUCCACUCCGGGUCGAGAGGACGAAUCUCUUCAGGAGCGCUCUUGAACAGAUCUGCGAAGCCCCUGUGGCAGACCUGCGAAAGUCGCUUCAAGUGACUUUUGUGGGCGAGGCUGCUGAGGAUGCUGGAGGCCCGCGACGCGAGUUUUUUAACGACUUCGGCCGGGCUUGCGCGGACGAGGCAGUAUGGCAGAGGACUGCAGCAGAUUCACUGGUUCCGUCUCCCUUCUCUGCAGCGGCAGACGUAUUCCGUGGCUGUGGUCGAAUCUUUGGGCUCGCCCUAUGCCAGGCAGAGAAUGCAGCGCAAGAGCAGCGAGUAAGGGCGAAUGCCACGCUACAGGAGCUUCUAGCAGCGGUCACACAAGACGACGAUAACCAAGAGCAGCAGCUGCAAAAGCUUCUGCUCGGAGCAACUCUCUCACGACCUUUCCUGCGGUGCGUUCAGGCCGAUAUCCCGGAGUCUGUAGAAGAGCUACAGGCUGAACUCAAUGCAGAGCAGAGCGAAAGCGCUCCGGAUUUCAGAGGCUCCCCCACUUUCCUGACCUCGCAGUUGAAGGACAUCGGUUUGGAAGGGCAGCUGACCUUCAGCAGAGAGGUGCAAGGGAACACCGUCGAUCUCACGGUCGGAGGCCGGGCCAUCGUCGUGACCGAUGCGACAAAGCUCGAUUGGCUGCGAGCGGUCUUGAAACACGAGCUCGUCGAGGCCAUCUCGGAGCCGGCAGCUUCCUUCAGACAAGGGGUCUCGGAAGCUGCAGGGACGGCAUACUUGGCGCUUCUGUCGGCAGGCGAACUGCAGAAAGAGUGGUCAGGCCUCGCGCACGUCAGUGAUGAUGCGUUGAAGCUUUGGCAGAAGCAAGCGAUUGUGAAUCCGGCACGUGCACAGCAGGCCGCGUGGUUUUUCGAGAUCUUGUGGGAGGAGCACGCGCGAGAUGCCCGCCCGAGCGUGCUGAAGUUUACCACAGGCAGUGAUCGGUGGCCUGUGGAUUCCAAAGCCUUCACGUUCUACAUAGAGCCCAUGGACGGUGGUGACGAUUUGCUGCCUCGAGCAAUGACAUGUGGGAACAUGCUGCAACUUCCCCUCUACACCUCAAAGGAGCGCUUGCAGAACCAGCUUCUGAAGGCCUGUGAUAUGGGGCUUUCCAUGCAGCUUGUUUAG